UGGGUCCAGUUCCUUACUGUCCUGUAGGCAUUUGUGCUUGUGGCCAAGAGAAGGAGGACUUAAAUUCCUUAAAUCUCAGAAGGUCCACGGGUCUGCGUUCACUGACAUCUGGAGGCAAGAAAAGAGGAGGAGAAACUAUCCUUAAUCCUCAUAGCUGGAAACAUCAUGCAAAAACCCUGUAAAGAAAAUGAAGGAAAGCCCAAGUGCAGCGUGCCAAAGAGAGAGGAAGAUCCCCCCUAUGGAGAAUUUGAACGUCAGCAAACAGAAGGGAAUUUUAGGCAAAGGCUGCUUCAGUCUCUCGAGGAAUUUAAAGAGGACAUAGAUUAUAGGCAUUUUAAGGAUGAAGAAAUGACAAGGGCGGGAGAUGAGGUGGAAAGGUGUUUGGAAGAGAUAAGGGGUCUGAGAAAGAAAUUUAGGGCUCUGCAAUCUAACCAUAGGCAUUCUCGGGACCGUCCUUAUCCCAUUUAAUGCAUUUCUCUGCUGAAUUCAAUUAUUUUAUGUUACUAAUAUUACCACCAUUGGUUUCUUUUUGUCUGCAUGUUCUUGCUAAAUAUUGCUACCAUUUUACUCCUAUCCUUCAAUGUUCCUUUGAUUUACAUAUGACUCCUGCUUCCAACAUCUCAUCUUUUGACCCAAUUUCACUCAUUUAAUAAGGAUGUUUCAUUCAUAUGCAUGGGAAGAUGCUCACUGUAUACUGUAAAGUGAAAAUAAUA
Lynx canadensis (Canada lynx) is the source of this 713-nucleotide messenger RNA. RefSeq names its product transcription elongation factor A like 7 (gene TCEAL7). The record is from RefSeq and is a predicted model, not a curated record. Bases 166 to 468 code for a protein of 100 amino acids. Lineage: Eukaryota; Metazoa; Chordata; Mammalia; Carnivora; Felidae. The transcript is spliced from 3 exons.